This is a messenger RNA of Siniperca chuatsi (mandarin fish), 5316 nucleotides long. It is a transcript of the gene myo6b, whose product is annotated as myosin VIb. Gene Ontology annotation, molecular function: microfilament motor activity; actin filament binding; ATP binding. Bases 206 to 4015 code for a protein of 1269 amino acids. NCBI's taxonomy places the organism in Eukaryota, Metazoa, Chordata, Actinopteri, Centrarchiformes, Sinipercidae. The transcript is spliced from 33 exons. The record is from RefSeq and is a predicted model, not a curated record. Gene Ontology annotation, biological process: endocytosis; vesicle transport along actin filament; inner ear morphogenesis. Gene Ontology annotation, cellular component: endocytic vesicle; cytoplasm; ruffle.
AGUGACGUCACCUGUGCUCACCGGAGCGCGAGCACAAUCAUACAGAUAGCCUGCAGCGCCGGGAAGAAAGACCGAGAAAGUUGGACUACUGCUACAACUACACAUCCGUAUGAGGGACUUAAUACGCAUUGCUGUCGCCCUGAACGUAAAUUUGACUGUCUGAAGGAUAAGAGUCUUGUGUGGUCGUGCUGACUGGAGGUAAGCCAUGGAGGAUGGGAAGCCAGUGUGGGCGCCCCACCCUACCGACGGGUUCCAGCUGGGCAUGAUCGUUGACAUAGGAGCUGACACGCUCACCAUAGAACCACUGAACCAGAAGGGCAGGACCUUUCUUGCUCUGAUCAGCCAAGUCUUCCCAGCAGAGGAUGAUGUCAACAAACAUGUAGAUGACAACUGUUCCCUUAUGUACUUGAAUGAAGCCACUCUUCUCAACAAUGUCAGAGUGCGGUACAAUAAAGACCACAUCUAUACUUAUGUGGCCAAUAUCUUGAUAGCUGUGAAUCCUUACUAUGACAUCCCCAAACUGUAUGGCCCUGACUCCAUCAAGUCGUACCAGGGGAAGUCACUGGGAACUCUGCCACCUCACGUCUAUGCUAUAGCCGACAAAGCAUACAGGGACAUGAAGGUUCUCAAGAUGAGCCAGUCCAUCAUAGUUUCUGGUGAAUCUGGUGCUGGAAAGACUGAAAACACCAAGUUUGUUCUCAGAUAUCUCACCACAACAUAUGGAAGUGGUCAAGAUAUAGACGAGAGAAUUGUAGAAGCAAAUCCCCUCCUCGAGGCCUUUGGAAAUGCAAAAACAGUGCGGAAUAAUAACAGUAGUCGCUUUGGGAAGUUUGUGGAAAUCCACUUCAAUGAGAAGAGUGCAGUUGUGGGGGGAUUUGUCUCCCAUUAUUUGCUAGAGAAGUCGAGGAUUUGCAUGCAAAGUAAUGACGAGAGGAACUACCACAUCUUCUACAGGCUGUGUGCCGGGGCAUCCGAGGACAUAAAGAAGAAACUGCACCUGGAUUCUCCGGACAGCUUCAGGUACCUGAACCGAGGAUGCACCAGAUACUUUGCCAGUAAGGACUCUGAUAAACAAAUCAUGCAGAACCGCAAGAGUCCUGAGCAUGUAAAGGUCGGUGCUCUGAAGGACCCUCUUCUAGAUGACCAGGGUGACUUCAACCGAAUGUGUGUAGCCAUGAAGAAGAUUGGCCUGGACGACACUGAGAAGCUGGACCUGUUCAGGGUGGUUGCUGGCGUUCUUCAUCUUGGCAACAUUGACUUUGAAGAAACAGGGAGCUCCUCAGGUGGUUGUGUCCUGAAGAAUCAGUCAGGCCAGACAUUACAGUACUGUGCUGAUCUGCUGGGUCUGGACCAGGAUGAUUUGCGUGUCAGCCUCACAACCAGGGUCAUGCUCACUACAGCAGGGGGCGCCAAAGGAACAGUUAUCAAGGUGCCUCUAAAGGUGGAACAAGCAAACAAUGCCCGCGAUGCCCUGGCCAAGGCAGUGUACAGCCGCCUCUUUGAUCAUGUGGUCAAACGAGUAAACCAGUGUUUCCCCUUCAAGACUUCCUCCAACUUCAUCGGGGUGUUGGACAUCGCUGGGUUUGAGUAUUUUGAACACAACAGCUUUGAGCAGUUCUGUAUCAAUUACUGCAAUGAGAAACUGCAGCAGUUCUUCAACGAGCGUAUUCUGAAAGAGGAGCAAGAGCUGUAUCAAAGAGAAGGGCUAGGAGUGAAUGAGGUACAUUAUGUUGACAACCAGGACUGCAUAGACUUAGUGGAAGCAAAGCUGGUGGGAGUCCUGGACAUUUUGGAUGAAGAGAACCGUCUUCCUCAGCCCAGCGACCAACACUUUGCACUGGCUGUUCACAGCAAGCAUAAAGACCACUUCAGACUGACGGUUCCCAGGAAGUCAAAGUUGACCAUUCACAGGAAUCUCCGGGAUGACGAGGGCUUUAUCAUCCGGCACUUUGCUGGAGCUGUCUGCUAUGAAACGACUCGGUUUGUGGAAAAGAAUAAUGAUGCCCUCCACAUGUCCUUGGAGAGCUUAGUGUGUGAAUCGAAAGACAGAUUUGUUCGAGAGCUGUUUGAGAACUCUAACACCACCAAGGACUCCAAACAGAAGGCAGGCAAACUCGGCUUCAUCAGCGUCGGCAACAAGUUCAAGACCCAGCUGAACCUGCUGCUGGAAAAGCUUCGCAGUACUGGCUCAAGUUUCAUCCGUUGUGUAAAACCCAACCUGAAGAUGGUCAGCCACCAGUUUGAAGGCGCUCUAAUUCUCUCACAGCUGCAGUGCUCAGGAAUGGUAUCGGUGUUGGACCUGAUGCAGGGGGGCUUCCCCUCCAGAGCCCCCUUCCAUGAGCUCUACAACAUGUAUAAACAGUAUAUGCCUGACAAGCUCACACGCCUGAAUCCACGACUCUUCUGCAAGGCGUUGUUCAAAGCUCUGGGACUAAAUGACAGUGACUUCAAGUUUGGAUUGACCAGAGUGUUCUUCCGCCCUGGAAAGUUUGCUGAGUUUGACCAGAUCAUGAAGUCUGAUCCAGACCACCUUGCAGAGCUGCUAAAGAAAGUCAACACAUGGUUGUUGUGCAGUCGCUGGAAGAAGGUCCAGUGGUGCAGCCUGUCUGUCAUCAAACUUCGGAACAAGAUGAGUUACAGAGCUUUGGCCUGCAUUAAGAUUCAGAAGACUGUCCGUAUGUGGUUGUGUAAGAGGAAGCAUAAGCCACGCAUUGAUGGUAUGGUGAAGGUUCGAAACCUGAAGAAACACAUGGAACGGUUCAACGAGGUGGUGAAUGGGCUGAAGGAGGGCAAGCAGGAGAUGGCCAAACAGGUUCAAGAGCUGGCCGCCUCCAUAGACGCUUUGUUAGCAAAGAUAAAGGCCACAGUGAUGACCUGGAAAGAGAUUGACACAGAGUACCAGGGGCUGGUGAAAUGUUCAGAGCAGCUGCUCUCCUCAAUGCAAAAGAAGAAGCAGGAGGAGGAAGAGAGUGAGAGGCUGAAACACAUCGAGGAGGAGAUGGAGAAAGAGAGGAAGGGGAGAGAGAAGGAAGAGCAACGACGCAAACAGGAGGAAGAGGACAGAAGACUGAAAGCAGAGAUAGAGCUAAAGAGGAAGCAGGAGGAGGAGGAUAGAAAAAAGAGAGAGGAGGAAGAGAAAGUAAUACAGGCAGAGCUGGAGAUUGAGCUGGCUCUGGAGCGUGAGGAACAGGUCCAGCGCGCCACUAUACUGGAGCAGGAGAGAAGAGACAGGGAGUUAGCCAUGAGAAUUGCUCAGAGUGAAGCGGAGCUCAUUACUGAGGAGGGGCAGUUGGAUGCAGGCCUGCGCAGUGAUGAGUCUUUUUCAGAUCUUCCUAUCUCUUCAUCCUCAGCCAGAGCCAUGGGUCCUCAGGUGCAGGCAACCAAAGCCGCUGCUGGUGUGAAAAAGUAUGACCUCAGCAAGUGGAAGUAUGCUGAGCUGCGAGAUGUCAUCAACACUUCCUGUGACAUUGAUCUGCUGGCGGCCUGCAGAGAGGAGUUCCACCGUCGUCUGAAGGUCUAUCACGCAUGGAAGUCCAAGAACAAGAAACGUAAUGAUGACGGGAGUGAUCAGAGGGCUCCUAAAUCUGUCACUGACUAUGCUGAACAGAACCCAGCUCCAAUGACGGCCCAGCAUCAGGAAGUGGCCAUGAACCGCCAGCAGCGAUAUUUCCGCAUUCCUUUCAUCCGGCCCGCCGACCAGUACAAAGACCCCCACAAUAAAAAGAAGGGCUGGUGGUACGCUCACUUCGAUGGGCCUUGGAUAGCCAGACAGAUGGAGCUUCACCCAGACAAGCGACCUAUUGUGUUGGUUGCAGGGAAAGAUGAUAUGGAGAUGUGUGAGCUGAGUCUGGAGGAAACGGGUCUGACCAGAAAGAGGGGUGCUGAGAUUCUGCCCAGGCAGUUUGAAGAAAUCUGGGAACGCUGUGAUGGAAUUCAGUACCUCAAGAAAGCCAUUGAGAACAAGCAGGCCCGCCCCACACAUGCCACCGCCAUGCUCCAGAGUCUCCUCAAGUGAACCACAGCAGCAAGAUAAGAGCACAACCUCGAGUUUGGUCCUGAAACAUGACACUGAUACACAGUCUGAUGCACAUUCAAGGGCAGCGCAGUGUACCUGUGGUUUGUGGGAUGAAAAGAAGUAACCACAGAGAAAGAUGCUCCCUGUACAAUCUCACUGUAGGCACUCAGUGUACUCACUGAAUCAUCUCCUUUUUAAAUAAUGUUGUUUAUUUUCACUUUUUAUAUCUUUAUUUUGCAGUGUAACUACACCUUAUUGGUAUAGUGUUAGCAUUUGUGUUCAGUCUUAUUCUUGAUCUAUGCUUGAACGGAAUAUCCCACUGUGAGGCCUUAAAAUGCAAUAUCACUGCACUACACCAAGGAAGUCUUAACUGAUGCGUAGCCUAUCUAGCUAUUAACCUGAAACCUUAAUGGUCUGCAAUAAAGACAAUAAAUUAGACUUUUAUAGAAAAUAUUUAAUAACAAUCUUGUCUUUCAAGUCAUGCUUUAUGGUCGUCUGAAUAUUAAGGCUCUAAUUACUGUUCAACAUCUACACCUGAUUUGAUUCGAAAGAAUUUAAUUUUUCAAACAUAUUCAUCUUAAAAGGGAUAAUAAGAAAAAGCUUCUCCUACUCUGGUUUUUCUUAAAGUACUGAAAGAUGACUUUAAUCAUGAAUAGAAUAUCAUACAACUAAGAGACAGUGAACAAGUUAUAUUUCUAUACAUAUUUAUAUAAUUAUGUUAUCAUACUAUUUUUCAUAAUAAGUUCAAUAUAAAAGUCAUUAUAUUUCAGUCCUCUAUCUACUACAAAUUUGACACAUAUAAUCAUAGAAUGUAUUUUUGGGGUUUAUUACAAUCUACAAUCCUCCUACAAGUUUCCUCUUUUUAUCCAUCCAUUAUUUUCUUGUUGUUACGCUCUGUAUUUUCUCUCUGUUACUCUGUUAACUGUUGAAAUCCUUGAAAAAGGAACCUUUUUUGUAUUGCUGCUCAUUUGUUAUGUAAGAGGGAAAUGUAGAAGUUGGUUUGUUUGCAGUUUUGUUGGUUUGGGGUUGUUUUACAGACAAUAAUGUAGUGUGUGUGUGUGUGUUCAUGUAAUAUUUUAUUAAGCCGAUUACUUGACUUCUCUGUUGGUUAGGUCAGGAACAUUUCAGUCAUCUCAUUGCACAAUCAUGCAAUACCUUUUUUUAGGCUCACACUUAUUUACUGAAAGAUACAGUAGACUAUUGUAACUAAUGAUUCACUCUCAAAUGUUCUCUCUUGGCUGUGGUUGUAUGUUGGCCUUUGCACUGGAAUACUGUAGAAAAUAAAUGUGUGCCCCCAUGUU